Pseudomassariella vexata is the source of this 1581-nucleotide messenger RNA. RefSeq names its product phosphoribosyltransferase-like protein. Gene Ontology annotation, biological process: purine nucleotide biosynthetic process; 5-phosphoribose 1-diphosphate biosynthetic process; ribonucleoside monophosphate biosynthetic process. Gene Ontology annotation, cellular component: cytoplasm; ribose phosphate diphosphokinase complex. The transcript is spliced from 3 exons. Lineage: Eukaryota; Fungi; Ascomycota; Sordariomycetes; Amphisphaeriales; Pseudomassariaceae. Bases 1 to 1581 code for a protein of 526 amino acids. Gene Ontology annotation, molecular function: magnesium ion binding; ribose phosphate diphosphokinase activity. The record is from RefSeq and is a predicted model, not a curated record.
AUGAGGAAUACACUCAUCUUCUCAGGGACCUCGUGCCCUGCCCUCACAGGCAAGAUAUGCGAGAACCUAGGCAUGGCCCCGGCUGAGGCCGAGCUAUCGCAAUUCUCCAAUGUGUGUUAUUUUGGUCCAGUCCUCGCCGCUUCUGCUUCUGCUUCUGGCGAAACGAGCGUCCGCAUCUUGACUAGUGUCCGAGAGAAGGAUGUCUUCGUCGUGCAGUCUGGGAGCCCCAAGAUCAACGACACCAUUAUGGAGCUUCUGAUCAUGAUAUCAGCUUGCAAAGGUGGUUCGGCAAACAAGAUCACUGCCGUGCUGCCUUACUUCCCCUACAGCCGACAGUCCAAGAAGAAGUCUCAUCGGGGUGCAAUCACGGCGAGAAUGCUGGCCAACUUGCUGCACGUCGCGGGCGUCAAACAUGUUAUUACGGUUGAUCUCCAUGCUUCGCAGAUGCAAGGCUUUUUCAAAUGUCCCGUGGAUAACCUCCAUGCCGAGCCUCUGAUUGCGCGUUGGAUCCGACGAAACGUUCCUAAUUGGAAAGAUGCUGUCGUCGUCUCCAAGAAUGCUGGAGGAACCAAGAGGGUUACAUCCUUGGCCGACGCCCUCAAGCUCAACUUCGGUAUCGUAACGACCGACCGCAGGCGUGCGGGCACCAACAUGACUGCCAGCAUGAUCAUGAAUCAGCUGGAUGGGUUUGAGGAACCACCUUCGGUCAACGGCAAUGGGAACAGGCACUCUUGGGCCAUGUCGGACGAUCAGGACUCGACUCGCUCCCAAGAUGGUAAUGGUGCUGCACCCACACGCCACAUCGUGGCAGACUCUCAGGGCUCUCCGAGAAGCUCCCACGGCCCCCCGUUGCGGACUAAUGGUCUGACGCGGUCACCGUUUACACGAGCCCUCCAUACACCCUCCCAAACCUCCCCAAUCGACGAACUGGGGGAGGACGAGGAGGAGGCCCAGGAUUACAACGACGAACGUGCGCAAGUAGUUACCCAUGGCCGACUGGUACAAGGUCACAUUGUGCCUGACGAUUAUCCUUCGGGAAGUCAGUCAGAAGCGGGCGGUGAGGGAAGCCAAUCGUACCAGGCCACCGAAGCAGAGGACACAAUGGCCAUGUCUCAUGCGUCUUCCUUCUUUGCACCCGAGCCACAUGCUCUCGGUGGUUCUGGCGAUGCCGAACCAUCAUCGGACGAAGAAGAUGAGAAGCUCCAGGAUCCCAAGUUGGAACACAUGAUCACUCUGGUUGGCGAUGUCAAAAACCGCUUCGUCUUGAUCGUUGAUGACAUGAUUGACAAGCCAAGUUCCUGGAUUGCUGCAGCUGAGACGGUGGUCAAGAGAGGCCACGCUAAGAAGGUGUACUGCAUGGCGACGCAUGGUGUGUUUGGAGGUGACUGCCUCGAACAGCUUCAGGCUUGCGAAUGCAUCGACCAGAUCAUCGUUACCAACAGUUUUCCCAUCAGCGAACGCAAGGCAAGGGACGCGAGUAAGUUGGUCAUCCUGGACCUUUCCUUCUUGCUUUCCGAGGCUAUCCGGCGAAACCACUACGGCGAGUCCAUCUCGCCGCUUUUCCAACAUAUUGUGGACUAA